This is a messenger RNA of Salvelinus fontinalis (brook trout), 7354 nucleotides long. RefSeq lists its product as uncharacterized. Gene Ontology annotation, cellular component: nucleus. Gene Ontology annotation, biological process: circadian regulation of gene expression; negative regulation of DNA-templated transcription. Bases 294 to 1829 code for a protein of 511 amino acids. NCBI's taxonomy places the organism in Eukaryota, Metazoa, Chordata, Actinopteri, Salmoniformes, Salmonidae. The record is from RefSeq and is a predicted model, not a curated record. The transcript is spliced from 6 exons. Gene Ontology annotation, molecular function: RNA polymerase II cis-regulatory region sequence-specific DNA binding.
CCUAUCGCCUUACGUCGGACCUCUAUCGCAAUGUCGAUUUGUCAGAUAUUGUACCGAAAAGCACAAAUCGGAGAGCCCAGUUUGUUUAUACCCGCCCUCUCAGACACGUUGCCGUAGGAGAGGCUGCACGGGGUGUACGCCACUACAUCACGACAUUCACCGCAUCCCUACAACGACCUGGGGGGGAGAGAACCCAGCCGUGAGCGGAGUGUCCUGAAGUCACCGCUCAUAGGAGACGAAGGGGAAGCCACUAUAGUCACUUCUUCUGGUAAGUGUGUGAUGCUCUCUAGUGGAUGAGAGCCCGUAGCCCCGCUAUACGUUGGAGGAUGUCUGCGUCUGACUCCGAUGACUCAAUAGACUACCUGGCCAGCGACAGUGAGGAUAAUGACAACGACAGUGGCGUGGGACUGAGCCCCGACGGACACACAGUCGACAGUGCCAGGACGGCACCUUCGUCCUCCUUACCCCCACCCUCAUCAUCAUCAUCAUCAUCAUUAAGGGACUCUCCCAGUAACACCGACUGUGGUUCUUCGAAGGACGGGAUCUCUAGGCUAAACAGGAAUUCCAACCAUGAGGACCCCCAUAGGCUGAGCAGUGACACGGGAGAUUUCGGGGACUCUGGCCUCAGUAGGGAUGGGUACAGUGAUAAUUCCAACGAUGUUGACCCUCGACUGAGCAGCAGGGACAGAGAUUCUAGUUGUGGCGGUACCCCUCCAGCCACCUACGAGGGGGGCCGCUGCCCCAGUGAGACCCAGGGAUAUAGCUGGCCCACUGAGGCCAGUGAGACGCAGGAAUAUAGUCCUACUGUGCAUGGCCAGCAGCAGCAGAGACUGUCAUGGAGCCCGACGUCCUCGUCUCAAGCCUGGGAUAGAAACAGUGGACAGAGUGGCACUGAGAAACCUGGGCAGGGCAGGAAGAGGGCACACGGCCAUGGAUGGCACCCAGGAGACCAGUAUGAAGGCUGUAGGAACAGAGACACAACGAAUCCUGGGGAGCCUGAGAAGGAUCAGCUGUUUGCCCAGAAGUGUAUGGAGCUCCAGCGCUACCUCCAUCCCCUGUCUUCCAUCCUGGGAGGUCUGCGCUCUGGGAGGUACUCAGAACGUCUUAGCAGUUUCCAGGAGAGCGUUGCUAUGGACCGGAUCCAGAGAAUAACGGGAGUCCUCCAGAACCCAAACAUGGGUGAGCGCUACGUCAGUGUCAUCCUGAAGAUGGAAGCGAUGCUCCAUAGCUGGUUUCCUCAAGUCCGAGCCCGCCGAGACCCAGACCCAGACCAGCACACUGACAGCCAGGAAGAGCACCACACUCCAGCUAAGAGACACAAGCAGUGCCAUGCCCCAGCCCACCCACCCCCUCCAGCCUCUCCUCCCAUCGUCUCCCCCCCAGAGGGUGACCACCACCCAGCCCUGCGAGCCUCCCACGGACCUCUACCUGGCUCCUUCCCUUACUCCUCUGCCACUCAUCUCAAAUGUCUCCACACUGCCCUCAUCUGCUCCUCCAAGACAGAGACAGAGACAGCCCAGCAAGAGCCACCGGGCCUGGGCAGGCCCUCCACCGGCUGCUCCCUGGGAUCCAACCGCCCAGCCGACGACCAGGAACAGACCCAAGACGACGCGGUGUCCUCCAGCACCGACCCCCAGGCGAGCCCUGUGGACUCCCACCUCCAGACCCACCCCUACAGAGUCAGACCCCGAGCCCAUCGACGAGGGCCUCCGUCGGGGAAGAUCAGCUCACCCUGCCUGGAGAGGCUGCUCCAGUCCAAGGAGAGCAUCAUCGCACCCAGAAACACGGGAGGUGAUGGUCGUGGUGGUGGGGAGAGCAGCCGUUCGUAACAGCUGGACCCAGACAUGGUCCAUGGAGGAGAUAAGGACUGAUCUGGGUACAGAGUUGACCCGGGAGAGACACAGCUGUAUCUUUCCACAACAGGCUCUCCAAUACAGCAGAGGGCAAAGGUCGGUGUCUGAGCGGGGCGCGACAGUGGCUGUCUCUUUAAGAGCUGUGCGUCAUGUGAUCCAUUAUGUGAUCAUACUAGCUGCAGUAAAACACUGAGACAUGGAGGACAGGAGAUAUACUAUAGACCUGCAGUAAGACACUGAGACAUGGAGGACAGGAGAUAUAUUAUAGACCUGCAGUAAGACACUGAGACAUGGAGGACAGGAUAUAUAUUAUAGACCUGCAGUAAGACCCUGAGACAUGGAGGACAGGAGAUAUACUAUAGACCUGCAGUAAGACACUGAGACAUGGAGGACAGGAGAUAUAUUAUAGACCUGCAGUAAGACACUGAGACAUGGAGGACAGGAUAUAUAUUAUAGACCUGCAGUAAGACACUGAGACAUGGAGGACAGGAGAUAUAUUAUAGACCUGCAGUAAGACACUGAGACAUGGAGGACAGGAGAUAUAUUAUAGACCUGCAGUAAGACACUGAGACAUGGAGGACAGGAUAUAUAUUAUAGACCUGCAGUAAGACACUGAGACAUGGAGGACAGGAGAUAUAUUAUAGACCUGCAGUAAGACACUGAGACAUGGAGGACAGGAGAUAUAUUAUAGACCUGCAGUAAGACCCUGAGACAUGGAGAAGAGGAGAUUUAAGAAACAAAACCAAGCUUAGUCUGUCUGCCCUCAGAAUAACAAACAAAACUAACCUUGGUUUUGUUUGUUAUCUUGAGGACACAGAGAGAGAGAGAGAGAGGAGUAAAACAGAAAGGGUGUUGGGUAAAGGAGAGAAACCCCAGUCUCCAUCAGUACCUUACUUGCAGUAGCCCAUCACUUGGUUGACAUUUCAUUUAGUGCAGUUGAGUUGGACUUAUCUGGCCUGAGGAAGUUGAGUUGGACUUAUCUGGCCUGAGGGAGUUGAGUUGGACUUAUCUGGACUGAGGGAGUUGAGUUGGACUUAUCUGGACUGAGGAAGUUGAGUUGGACUUAUCUGGACUGAGGAAGUUGAGUUGGACUUAUCUGGACUGAGGAAGUUGAGUUGGACUUAUCUGGCCUGAGGAAGUUGAGUUGGACUUAUCUGGACUGAGGAAGUUGAGUUGGACUUAUCUGGCCUGAGGAAGUUGAGUUGGACUUAUCUGGCCUGAGGAAGUUGAGUUGGACUUAUCUGGCCUGAGGAAGUUGAGUUGGACUUAUCUGGACUGAGGAAGUUGAGUUGGACUUAUCUGGCCUGAGGAAGUUGAGUCGGAUUUAUCUGGCCUGAGGAAGUUGAGUUGGACUUAUCUGGCCUGAGGGAGUUGAGUUGGACUUAUCUGGCCUGAGGAAGUUGAGUUGGACUUAUCUGGACUGAGGGAGUUGAGUCGGACUUAUCUGGCCUGAGGAAGUUGAGUUGGACUUAUCUGGACUGAGGGAGUUGAGUCGGACUUAUCUGUCCUGAGGAAGUUGAGGGUGAUCAGAUUGAUAAAUGGUUGUAACUGGAUAGCCUGGUUACCCAUCUGGGAACAAGAAGGGUCUUAAAAAGCAGGACUAAUAACAGGAAUACUGGGAUAUGGGGUCGUGUUAUUCCGACAGCUGACAGAAUGUGAUCAGAUCCCAAAUGGACCCGUGAUAUCCACCCUGGUAGAGUAGUAUCACAUUGAAAGGUAACUAACAUCUCACUCAUCUCUGAUGGACUCUUCCUUCAUUCAGUCCACUUGUUUUUCUUAGUUGACACAAUAACGUGACCUCAUGUUGACAUCAUGUCCACGUUGGACCAUAGAUAGGAUCAACAACAACAACGAGACAACCUGACGUCAGCCAUUCCACCUAUCAGCUUGGCCCUGACGCGACUCCCUGCUCCUCCUGUGUGACACGCCAAGGGUCACUGUGGAGACCUUGAACUACACCAAGAGAAGAUUUAUCAGGUCCCAGACAGACAGACAGACAGAUAGACAGACAGACAGACCUGGACAGUGCCUGUCAAGCAUUUCACUUGGGCUGUAAUGUGAUGAACUGAGAGAAAGAGGCGGAGAGGAGGAGAGAGCGAUGGAGAGAGAGAUGGAGAAAAUGAGAGUGUGAUGGAGAGAGAGCGAGAGAGCGAUGGAGAGAGAGAUGGAGAGAGAGACAGACAGACUAUGACAACAGAGAAAGAGAGAGAGACACAGAGAGAGACAGACUUGCUUUGGCAAUGUUAACAUAUGAAACACAUGCCAAUAAAACCCCUUGAAUUGAAUUGAGCGAGAGAGAGACAGACUAUGAAGAUAGAGAGAGAAGAGAGAGAGAGGAGACAGACUAUGAAGAUAGAGAGAGAAGAGAGAGAGAGGAGACAGACUAUGAAGAUAGAGAGAGGAGAGAGAGGAGACAGACUAUGAAGAUAGAGAGAGAAGAGAGAGAGAGGAGACAGACUAUGAAGAUAGAGAGAGAAGAGAGAGAGAGGAGACAGACUAUGAAGAUAGAGAGAGAAGAGAGAGGAGACAGACUAUGAAGAUAGAGAGAGAAGAGAGAGAGAGGAGACAGACUAUGAAGAUAGAGAGAGAAGAGAGAGAGAGGAGACAGACUAUGAAGAUAGAGAGAGAAGAGAGAGAGAGGAGACAGACUAUGAAGAUAGAGAGAGAAGAGAGAGAGGAGACAGACUAUGAAGAUAGAGAGAGAAGAGAGAGAGAGGAGACAGACUAUGAAGAUAGAGAGAGAAGAGAGCGAUGGAGAUAGAGAGACACAGAGAGAGAGAGAGAGAGACAGAGAGAGAGACAUAGAGAGAUAGAGAGAGACAGAGAGAGAGAGAGAUAGACAGACAGAGAUAGAGAGAGACAGACAGAGACAGACAGAGAUAGAGAGAGACAGACAGCGAUAGAGAGACAGAGAGAGAUAGAGAGACAGACAGCGAUAGAGAGACAGAGAGAGAUAGAGAGACAGACAGAGAUAGAGAGACAGACAGAGAUAGAGAGACAGACAGAGAUAGAGAGACAGUCUUCCAUAGAGAGCCUGAGCUACAGUGUGAGGGACAAUACAACAGCCCCACUACCUCCUACCAGUCAUUUCCUGUUCUAUCCAGUUAACCAUUAACUCUGACAAUCCUUCGACACACCAGAUAAUGGCUGGGUCCCAAAUGGUGCCAUUUGGAAUGCAGUCAAUGUGUGAACAAUAUCUGACACCAGAUACCAUGUGAUGUAAACAACAAUAUCUGACACCAGAUACUAGAUACCAUGUGAUGUAAACAACAAUAUCUGACACCAGAUACUAGAUACCAUGUGAUGUAAACAACAAUAUCUGACACCAGAUACUAGAUACUAUGUGAUGUAAACAACAAUAUCUGACACCAGAUACUAGAUACCAUGUGAUGUAAACAACAAUAUCUGACACCAGAUACUAGAUACCAUGUGAUGUAAACAACAAUAUCUGACACCAGAUACCAUGUGAUGUAAACAACAAUAUCUGACACCAGAUACCAUGUGAUUUAAACAACAAUAUCUGACACCAGAUACCAUGUGAUGUAAACAACAAUAUCUGACACCAGAUACCAUGUGAUGUAAACAACAAUAUCUGACACCAGCUGCCAUGUAAACAACCAUAUCUGACACCAGAUACUAGAUACCAUGUGAUGUAAACAACAAUAUCUGACACCAGAUACUAGAUACCAUGUGAUGUAAACAACUAUAUCUGACUUCACACCAGAUACUAUGUGAUGUAAACAACAAUAUCUGACACCAGCUACCAUGUGAUGUAAACAGCAAUAUCUGACACCAGAUACCAUGUGAUGUAAACAACAAUAUCUGACACCAGAUACUAGAUACCAUGUGAUGUAAACAACAAUAUCUGACACCAGAUACCAUGUGAUGUAAACAACAAUAUCUGACACCAGAUACCAUGUGAUGUAAACAACAAUAUCUGACACCAGAUACUAGAUACCAUGUGAUGUAAACAACAAUAUCUGACACCAGAUACUAGAUACCAUGUGAUGUAAACAACAAUAUCUGACACCAGAUACUAGAUACCAUGUGAUGUAAACAACAAUAUCUGACACCAGAUACUAGAUACCAUGUGAUGUAAACAACAAUAUCUGACACCAGAUACUAGAUACCAUGUGAUGUAAACAACAAUAUCUGACACCAGAUACUAGAUACCAUGUGAUGUAAACAACAAUAUCUGACACCAGAUACUAGAUACCAUGUGAUGUAAACAACAAUAUCUGACACCAGAUACUAGAUACCAUGUGAUGUAAACAACAAUAUCUGACACCAGAUACUAGAUACCAUGUGAUGUAAACAACAAUAUCUGACACCAGAUACUAGAUACCAUGUGAUGUAAACAACAAUAUCUGACACCAGAUACUAGAUACCAUGUGAUGUAAACAACAAUAUCUGACACCAGAUACUAGAUACCAUGUGAUGUAAACAACAAUAUCUGACACCAGAUACUAGAUACCAUGUGAUGUAAACAACAAUAUCUGACACCAGAUACUAGAUACCAUGUGAUGUAAACAACAAUAUCUGACACCAGAUACUAGAUACCAUGUGAUGUAAACAACAAUAUCUGACACCAGAUACUAGAUACCAUGUGAUGUAAACAACAAUAUCUGACACCAGAUACUAGAUACCAUGUGAUGUAAACAACAAUAUCUGACACCAGAUACUAGAUACCAUGUGAUGUAAACAACAAUAUCUGACACCAGAUACUAGAUACCAUGUGAUGUAAACAACAAUAUCUGACACCAGAUACUAUGUGAUGUAAACAACAAUAUCUGACACCAGAUACUAGAUACUAUGUGAUGUAAACAACAAUAUCUGACACCAGAUACUAGAUACCAUGUGAUGUAAACAACAAUAUCUGACACCAGAUACUAGAUACUAUGUGAUGUAAACAACAAUAUCUGACACCAGAUACCAUGUGAUGUAAACAACAAUAUCUGACUUCACACCAGAUACUAGAUGAUGUAAACAACAAAAUCUGACUUCACACCAGGUACUAGAUACCAUGUGAUGUAAACACCAACAUCUGAUUCUAAACUGGCUCAUGUGUGAACACCAACAUCUGAUUCUAAACUGGCUCAUGUGUGAACACCAACAUCUGAUUCUAAACUGGCUCAUGUGUGAACAACAUGCACAUUGUUGAACAAUGUCUUCUGACUCGAUGGGAAGGAGUUUUUCCUUUGUCCCUUUUGACUCCAUGGGAAGGAGUUUUUCCUUUGUGUAAAUAUGUUUUGGACAAUGUUCAAGGUUUAUUUACUUUACCUCCCUAAAAAGGUGGCCUUUUGUGACAUUUUUAUACUUAAUAAAAAGAAAUGUGAUGAUAUUUGUUUUUCCCUGCGAAACAAAGUGUUCUCCAUAAUGUUUUGUAUUAUAAUUGUAAUAUUCUGAUUUCAUGUUGGUUUAAUGGUUUGUAAUUUCUAAAAUCGACCACUUCCAAGACCCCACUUAUUGAUCACAGAAUAAACUGACAAGUCCGUUCUGAA